Messenger RNA from Populus euphratica (Euphrates poplar), 842 nucleotides. RefSeq lists its product as uncharacterized. The transcript is spliced from 4 exons. The record is from RefSeq and is a predicted model, not a curated record. NCBI's taxonomy places the organism in Eukaryota, Viridiplantae, Streptophyta, Magnoliopsida, Malpighiales, Salicaceae. The coding region runs from base 26 to 643 and encodes 205 amino acids.
AUCGGAUCCCUUGGACAUUUGUACAAUGGCGUCUUGCUCAUUAAUUUGGCUCUCUUUGUUCGCCCUCGUCGCCAUUGAGAGCACCAGUCAGCGCCUUUUCCGUACCGACGCUUUCCUCCUCUUCUCCUCUCCUCUCCUCAACGUUGCAUGGUUCAUCCUCUUCUCUCACCCCAUCUGGAACAUUUCCUCUGACAAGAAUGGACUGUUCUUCGUCUUUUCAGUGAAACUCACUCUGGCAAUGCCAAUCGUAGGUUUUACAAAGAGGUUGUCAUCCUCAGUGUUAUGGAUUCAAAUCUACAGAUUGGGGGUUCCUUAUAUAGGUAGUACAGCUACUCGAGAAGCAGAUUUUGAUUUAAGUAGUAGUUUUCUCAGUCCAGCAACUCCUGCUACUCUAGGUAGAGAAUGCUCAGAUUAUGAUGUUGUUUUAGGGGGUUCCAUUUACGAUCCAGCUUAUUACUCGUCUCUUUUCGAAGAUGGACAAUACAGCAGACGUCUCCGUCUGGAUCAAAACUCUGGAGUCUGUGACGAUGGAUCUACUUCUAGUGCUGAAGCUUCUCAGGUGAAGGUGACCACUCGCAGAGCUUUUGAAGCUGUGGAUGUAGGUAUACGGAAAUUCGUCCUAGAUAAUGGUGACUUCCAGUAAAUUACCACCCUUAAGGACAGUGUUGUAAUUUUGGCAAGCAAUUUGAUGAGAUGAUUUUUUUUUUUAAUCGUUAUCAUUAUUCAUUAUUUGAGCUCUUGGAGUUAAUUUUCUGAUUUUACUUGUACAUUCAGCUAUCCCACUGCACUUGUGGGGGUGAGGUUUUUUGUAUUUAGCAUUCCAAGCUCGUAAUUUACCUAUA